Molecule: messenger RNA, 4005 nt
Organism: Haemonchus placei
Lineage: Eukaryota; Metazoa; Nematoda; Chromadorea; Rhabditida; Trichostrongylidae
Source: the annotation of a GenBank genome assembly
CUUCUGCAUAGAGCGCGAGUGAACCUAUCACCGCGCUUGCGAAACUAUACUCUCGGGUAUCCUUCGCUAAAGAAUCGUGAAGGGAAGAGCUUGGAAUUCUCAGCGGGCCAACAUGCGGUGGCUAUUGAUGUUCCAAUGGUGUACAUGGAAAACUCUUACAGUGAGAACACCCUCUUUCAUUCCCUUUUGAAUCAGAUUCCCGCCAUCGCUGUUUUCUAUGCUCCCGUUAGAGAUGGCGACGUUUACUUCAGAGCAACAUCAUCUGAUCAACGUCUUCUUCAUCGUCUGACUGAGUAUAUUCACAAGACGUUUGCUGAUAGUAGUGAUUUCACUACCCUCCAGGCAGUAAUUAUCACAUGGGAAGGUCUACAAAAUCAGGAAAUGGAUGGGGAAGCUACUUUUCAGCUUGCUCUCGCUUCUGAUGGCAUGACAUCAUAUGCAUUGAUACAGUUUCUUUCGUUACCGUGGUCUGCCUCUGGAGGACGUUAUGCACAGAGUGGAUUUUCCAUGUCAGAUGGACGACAUCAGGCCAAUAUUAAUUCCGGAACGCCGGACGUAAAGGAUUUGGUUGGACUUUCGAACAAUCCCGAGGGCACCUCGUUCAUCUUCCGUAUCUCUGGCUCUGCCAUCGAGGAUCCACGAGAGAAUACCGAUGAGUACGAAUACAACAAUUACGACCAGACUGACUAUGACGGAGAUGAAAGGAAGCCUCCUGUGGACUGUCCGGUCGAUCCGUAUAGUGAUAGAUGUCCGGAAGGGUGUAAUAUCCUUACGGAUGAGCGGAUGUGUUCUCGUUGUAUAUGUGCAGCACUGCCUUUUGCACCUGAGAUAAGGCCUGUUACUUCGUAUUUUACGAAUCCGCUUAAAUGCCUGAAUUUACCUUUUUCAAGGGAUUACACUGAUGGAUUCUGUUGUGAAUGUAAACCAGGAUACUUUGGAAAUGGAAAGGAUUGCGUGAAGAAAGGUGAUCCCCAGAGAAUUACCGGCUCACUCGAAGGUGUCAUCAAUGGAAUCUCCAUCGAUCAUGUCGAUUUGUACACUUUGGUCACGGCUACAGAUGGACAUGCCUAUACGGCUUUGUCGAAAAUCCCAUCUGACCUCGGACAUCAGUUCCUGCUACUGAAUGCGAUUGGCUCCGUCAUGGGAUGGCUCUUUGCAGAAGUACGAUCGCCAACUGCUUACAACGGCUUUCAACUGACUGGUGCCCAUUUCAAUCGUACCGUAACCCUACAUAUUGGAGAUCGAUAUCAUGUAUCAAUUCGUCAACAGUACAACGGCAGAGACGAUUAUCGUUAUCUAAAGGUCACGGUAUUCGUUUCUGGAACUUUGCCAGAUGUUGCACCCGGCACUGAGAUUGCAUUCCCGGAUUACGAAGAGGAAUAUCGCCGUGAACGACCGGGACUUAUUCGCUCGUACACUGGUAUGGAUGUCCAGCUAAGUGAACAUGGUCAGCCGAAAUCGAUGAGAAUGACUAUCGAUCAGCAAAUCCAAUUUGAGGAAUGUCCUCAUCGACCGUUCGACAAGGAACACUCUGUAGCGCUUCACGUUAGACGAACCCACGUCAACUACGUUGCUGACGAUGGUAUCGUACGUUUGGAGUGCGAAGAACCCGUUUUAGGUACGGCUCCCGGAAUUACAUCCAUUCUGUCGGUACUCCUGAACACGGUGGUAGUGCGCAGACAGAUCCUCGAAAUCUGUACAGAAGGUCGUCAUGUAUGCACUUUACCAAAUAUGAGAUGUCGGCCGGUAGCACCGUCAUAUCGUUGUGAAUGCCUACCUGGAUUCCAACCUGUUCAUGACACGGAGUCGCCCUUGGGAUGGAAAUGCCAAGAUUUGGAUGAGUGCGAGCGAAGAGAACAUACUUGCGAUCGUAAUGCUGUCUGUGAAAACACUGAAGGAUCGUUCACUUGCCAGUGUCGUUCGGGAUACACCGGCGAUGGCCAUCACUGCAUGAAAUGUGUGUUCGCUGAUGGCUCUCCAUAUGGUCAGUGCCGUUGCCGUGGAUGGUACACGGGUGAUGGAGUGGANCAUUGUGGACCCCCUCAGGGUGAGUACUCGAAAGAAAAACGACCUUCGAAAAGAAUAGGAGGAUGGUCCGUUUCUGGGUGCACCCUACAUACACUGGUAAGUUGCGACAUCACGUUGUCCUUGUCUGAAUGCGUAUGUCGGGCUGGCUACGCAGGUAACGGAAUCAGUUGCGAAUCUCUGGAUGAUGGAGGUGAGAGACGUUCAAAAAUCACUUUUUCUCACGAGGAAUGCUCAGUUCACGGAAGCUGUAGCUACAGUAGAACACUGGGCUACUAUCACUGCGCAUGUACCGAGCCAUAUGUUGGAAACGGAGUGGAAUGUGCAUUGCCAGGAGCAGAAACGACUGAGGAACGAGGUAAGGAAGACUUAUGGUCCAUUUUGUAUCCUUUUUUGGCCUCACCCUAUCAGCUAGAAGUCUUUAGGGUCCACCGUUGUGAGUGCUACGAAGGCUAUGCUGGUGAUGGAAUGACUUGUCAAGUUUGUGAUUCAGCACACCCGCAGCAGUGUCGUGACUCAACGGAUUGCCAUGAAAAUGGUCAUUGUGUGGUGGUCGAUAAUAAGGGCUACAUUUGCGAAUGUCUACCUGGAUAUCGUGGUGACGGAGUUCGGCAGUGUGUGGUGGCUGACCAGUGCAACCCGACGGACCCGUCCGGAUGCCAUCAAAACGCUGAGUGUGUCUACGGAGAGACGGAACGAGCAUACGUCUGCAAAUGUGUGCGAGGAUUUACUGGAGACGGAGUACGAUGUGUUCCUCAUGCACAACCUCAGACGUGUCGUGAGGAGCCACGCCUAUGCCAUGCCAACGCUCAAUGUGUCUACAACCACGAAGCAAACACAUUUGCAUGCGUGUGCAAACCAGGAUCUGUCGGAGACGGAACCCAUCGAUGUGAUCCUCAGGAGACACCACGCUGCACAAACUGCUCUAUUCACGCUCACUGCAGUCAGUCACAUACCACUGGAGGAUGGCAAUGCAAGUGUAACGCUGGCUAUCAAGGAAAUGGAUAUGUUUGCAGUGCUAUGACAUCAUGCCUCGAUGACCGCUCUCUAUGUGAUCCGCAUGCUGAAUGUGUACCAGGAGAAGGAGGAUAUUACGUAUGCAACUGUCAUUACGGCUAUCGUGGCAAUGGACGUACAUGUACUCCUGAUUCCCAGUCUCGAGACGAUAUUCUGCUUAUCUCUCGAGGUAUGGCGAUUUUCCAUCGAGGAAUCAAUCCGGAAGUGCCCGGAAAACAACUGGUUGUCAUUCCUCAUCAUAUCGCUGUCGGCUUGGACUAUGAUUGCCAGGAUGCUCGAUUCGUCUGGAGCGAUAUUUCCGGUCAUUCAAUAAAAUCUGCUUCGUUAAACGGUACCGAUAUGAAAUCGUACUAUAAAAAGGAUCUGAACAGUCCGGAAGGUGUUGCUGUCGACUGGUCAUCCAGAAAUGUCUAUUACGCCGAUUCCCUGAAUGAUGAAAUUGGAGUGGCCUCUCUUGAUGGGCAAUACCAGAAACCCCUCAUAACCGAAGGCCUUGUGAAUCCUCGAGCUCUGGCACUCGAUCUCAACAAUAAGCACUUGUUCUACACCGAUUGGCACCGAGAGAAUCCUAUAAUUGGACGAGUUGACAUGGAUGGAAAGAACAACAGGGUGUUCCUGAAUGAUGAUAUUCACUUGCCGAAUGGCAUUACGAUCCUCCCGAAUCGACGUGAACUCUGUUGGGUGGACGCUGGGAAUCACAGGUUGUCCUGCAUCGGCCUCGAUGGUAAUAACCGUCGUGUCGUCUACGCACCACUACAGUAUCCGUUUGUAAUCGAAUCGGGUGGGCAGAUGCCCUUCAUGAGCAUGAACAUUUUGUGCAUUGCGUCGACUGAUCUAACCGAGGCCAUUUCAGCUGCAACGGCCUGCUCCGUCGAUAACGGAGGCUGCCCAUACUUGUGUCUUCCUGGUCAGGAAGGUGUCCGUUGUGAAUGUCCAUCGAAUGUCGCCGUAAAAGGAUGUUGA